AUAUUCUAAAAAGUGAGUAGUCAUCUCUUGACAACAACAUAUAUAAUAAAAAAAAAUAAAAUAAAAGAUAGAUUGCUGAUUUAACAUCAUGACGAACCAGAUGGUGUCUCGAUUCCGAGUCAAAAAACUUUCUCCCAAACACUCACUUCCUAUUUAUAAAGAGUCUCAACUUCCAGACCUUUCUGACUCUACAAAUAUACAAAGAGCUGUCCCACAAAUAGAAACAGGUGUUGAAAAAGAAGAGGAAGAAGAGCAUGAUUUACAGGCAGCUAUUUCUGCUGCACAAGCAGCUGUUACGACAGGCGCUUCGAUAGAAAAAUAUAUCCCUACACCUGAUGCUUCUCGUUUAAUAUCAAAUAAUGAAUAUGGGGCUUUAUACAAGAAAAAAUUCAAGGAACCCUCGACACUUAUCCGAUUUUCAUCUACAGUAGAGGAUAGCAUUGGUUGUCCUUAUUAUAUGGAUAUGAAAGAUGAAAAUUUUUUAAAGGACUAUAAUAAGCAAUACCCUGGUGAAAUAUUAUCUGAAGAUUUAUUUGAAAAGAUCAUAUGGGAAUGCGAGUCUAUUGCAAACCAGCAAUGGCCUCAUCUUUAUCUGGAUCCUACCCAUAUUCCUGAUUUUAAAACGUUUUUAGAUCAUGUUCCUGACUAUUCAAAUAUCAAGCAUUUCCCUAAUCUUCAAGUCUUAUAUGCCUAUUGGCGUCAACGUCGACAUGAAAGGGAGGGCAAACCCAUCAUGCCACACUUAAUAUUAGAAGAUACAUUAAAAGGUGAAUUAGACCCUUAUGUCUGUUUCCGUCGAAGAGAGAUUAAACCUGUUCGUAAAACAAGACGUACUGAUCAACAAUCUUUGGAACGCUUAAGGAAACUUCGUUCAGAGAUGGAAAUGGCUCGUAACUUGUUGGAGAUGGUCCUACGUCGUGAAAAGAUUCGUAAGGAAAGUCUUGUGUUAGAGCAUACGGUUUUUGAAAAAAGAAGAAGUUUACAAGAACAUCAACGUAUUCUUGGUAUUAAAGAAGAUGAUGAUUUAUUAUUAUUGUCAAAGAAGAAGCGCAAAUCUUCUAUGGAAGUUUCUUCUGGCGCCACUAUUAAAAUUCCUCUUCAUAAGCUUCGAAGAGAGGGUCAUCUUCUUAAAACUGAUAAAUCACCUACUCAACUGGCUAUUGAAGCAGAGCUUCUUCGUAGAAAAGAAUUGGAUCUUCCCUAUGAAGAUGUUACAGAAUAUCCAUUUCAACCGUUUCCCUUAUCAACGCCAGAACAGUUUUAUCAGCCACUUUCCGAAACAAAAACACCAGGACUCAAGUAUCGUAAACGUAUGGGAAGAUGUGGUCGUGUAUUUAUUGAUUGUAUUGGAUAUAAACCAACAAUGUCUCUAGCUGAAGAGGGUCAUGAUGGAGGCAAGACAAAAGCUAUGGAUCAACAAACAGCAUAUAAACAUUUUCAAUUUGAUUCUGAUGUGAGUGAUGAAGAUGAAUUAGCUAAUUAUGUUGAAAUGGAUGACAUGGAUAGUAUUUACUUGAAAAAUAGGGUUCAACUCCUUUCUGAAAAUGAACUUCGUAAUCUUGUUACUAUUCCAUUUUUAACUCCAUUAAAUAUAAUCAAUAUGAAUCAGGCACGCAAUGCUGCAGCAGCUGUAAGUAGUCAUUUCGUUGUUAAUAACCGUAGUCAUAUAUCUUCAAUAAUAUCUACACCGCCCGCUCCAACCUGUAUCCCGUCUCAACAGCUUCAUUCAUCUUCCGUUAUGAACCCUUUACCCACUGCUGGUGGCAUUCCCUCAGAUAUUCCUAUUAAAAGACAAAAUAGUCGUACAAAAAUGACACCUCAACAAGCUGCUGUAGCCAUGGCAAAUGGAAUGCUUGCAGCUAAUAUGGCUGCUGUUGUGAAUGGUGCAUCAAGUACAAAUAAAGCGGCUGCUAUGCAAAUGGCUAUGGUUGCAGCUCAGCAGCAGCAGCAGCAGCAGCAGCAACAACAACAACAGCUUAAUUAUGCAAACAAAGCAAAACAUAACCCACCUUUAUCACUUCAACUUUAAAUUAUCCGUUGGUAUUUGGUUUAUUAUCAUUAUUCUUAUUCUCAUAUAUCUGUAAAAUCCCCUCAUAGUCUCUCUCUCUCCUCUUUCUUUCUUUUCUUUUCUUGUAAAUUAUGGAAAAUGCACUUUU
Molecule: messenger RNA, 2156 nt
Organism: Cokeromyces recurvatus
Lineage: Eukaryota; Fungi; Mucoromycota; Mucoromycetes; Mucorales; Mucoraceae
Product: enhancer of polycomb-like-domain-containing protein
Exons: 5
Coding region: 89-2029 (646 amino acids)
Biological process (GO): regulation of transcription by RNA polymerase II
Cellular component (GO): piccolo histone acetyltransferase complex
Source: RefSeq, a predicted model, not a curated record